AAUGAGAACAAAGAUAAUGAUCACAAUUUUGUUCUUCAGCUAGUUGUUUACACUUGGUCUAGCUAUAGACUACUCAGUGAACCCUAUAAAUCCUGCAUAAGGUGCAAAUACAGUGGCUUAGAGUUAACCAGCUACAACAGGGCUAUGCCUCAAUGGUAUGCAUUAUGAUGAUUAUUCAUUUUAGGAUUUGGAUGGAAUGGCUAACUAUGUAUACCAUGUAUGUAGGUGAAGAAUGGGUAUUGCACAUGUACAAAAUAUGGAGGCUGCGAUACUAAAGUAUGCGAUUCUUCAUUAACAAAUUGCUAAGUUUUGACUAAUGGAUAAAACUCGUAUGCAUUAUGUUCUUAUUCAUAGAUACAUAUUAUUGAGAGCAACAGGAUGUAAUAAUUAUGCUUGGGGUGAUUCAAACACAUCAGUAAUUUGUACAUAAUGUUCAUCUGGAUAUUUUAUGGUUGGUAUGAUAAUAAUUGAAUAUUCAAAGCUGGAAUCUGUGUUUAACCAAACAAUUGUGCUUAGAUGAAUUUAGUUACAGGUACUUGUGAUACUUGUGUCGAUGGAUAUUAUUUCACUUAAAAUUUUCAAUUGUAAACUCUUUAAUCAUGGGAUUACUACUAAAAUAUCAAUUAAGUGAUUUGCAAUAAAUGUCUCAAUAAUUGUAAGAUAUGUACAUCAGGGUAUCAAUAUAAUUAUAUAUUAAAAAUAGUUAUACUUGUGUUUAAUGUAUGGAUUAAUACUAUUGGAGUCCAACAUAAUCUAAGUCUGCUUUAUCAAGUACUCAAAAUGAUAGUAAUGCUGGCUAAUGUUUGGCCUGUAAUGUUAAUAUACCAUCUUGUGUAAAAUGUUAAAAUUCAACAACAUGUGAUAAAUGUUUAGAUGGAUAUUAUUACACUGCUCCUUCAGAUUCAACCACUAAAGGAACUUGUACUAAAUGCAUGAGCAAUUGUUUAUCAUGUUAGAAUGCAGACACUUGUGAUACAUGUGAUACUGUCAACAAUUAUAUAUAUUUACAAGCAAAUAACUAAAAUGUAAUUAAUAUUAUAAUAUAAUUUAGUCAUGUGCUUUAUGUACUAGUAUAACAGGAUGCAAAACAUGUUCAACUUAAAGUGGUCAAUUAACAUGUACUGCUUGCUAAUCUGGUUAUGUAUUUGAUUCUCAAAAUGUUUGCAAAUAAUGUGAUGUAAAUUGUGCUUCUAAUUCAUGCUCUUAUACAAAUGAUCAAGUAUAAUGUAGUAAUUGUAUUGCAACAUUCGUAUUGAAAUCAAACACAAGUUGUAAUUCUUGUGGAACAGGCUGUUCAUCUUGUUCAUAUAGUGAUUAAGCAUAAACAAAAAUAACUUGUGGAUAAUGCUUUGAUAAUUACUAUAAAGAUGAUAACAAUGUUUGCUAAUUAUGUUCUUCAUCAAUAACCAGUUGUUAAAAGUGUAAUUUCAAUAAUUAAAAUACUCCAACUGUAACAUGCACAUAAUGUUCACCAACUACUAAACUUACUAAUAAUUCAUAACAAUGUCUGUCAGCUCCAUCCAAUUGUAUUGAUUUUAGUGUGACAAAUACUGCUACUUGUAAUACAUGUGCAGAUACCUAUUAUUUGGAUUCUGGUUCAUGUAUAUCUUGUGCUACAGCAAAUACCAGUUACUUAAGAUGUUCAAAGAGUAACAAUACAAUUAAUGUUAUUCAAUGUUAAAAUGGAUAUUUCUUAUUAAGUGGUUCAUGUGUAUUAGCCAAAGAUACAAAUACUUAAGCAACUAAUCUUACAUUAUAAACUUGUCAAACAAUUGCUUCUAAUAGUUAAUGUGCAACUUGUUUACCAGCUGCUUUAGGAAAUAAUCCUCCUUAAAAUGGAGUAUGCUCUUAUUGCAAUUGUAGUUCAAAAUAGAGUGAUUGCUAAGCAGAUGGUUCAAGUAAUCCAGGAUAAACUACUGUCACAUGUACACCUAAACCAACUUGUUUACCAGGAUUUUACCUUGAUGGUUCAUCUUGUCUUCCAUGUGCAUCAACUACUAACCUUACUGGAAAUUAAAACUGUUGUGGCCUUGGAUUGAUUUAUACACCCGGACCACCUAUUACUUGUGUUUAAUAAUAAAAUGCAACUGGAAAAGAAUAAUUAUUAGCAUCAAAUGCCAAUGCUUUCACAUGUGAUAUUGGAUAUUAUUAUAACUCUACUGAUAAAAAAUGUCUCACUUGUAUAAAUAAUUGUGAUAUUUGUGAUGAUGGUACAACAUGUAAAACAUGUUCUCUAAAUUACACAUUAAUCAAAACUAGUAAUAAUGGUGUAUAAUGUGUGUUGAUCAAGUGUCUCGUAGUUGAUUCAACUAAGGGAUGUACUUCUUGUUAAUAUGGAUUUUAUUUAUCAACCAUUAAUGGUAUUGGAUAUUGCUUAUAAUGUUUGUCUCCACUUACUAAUGUAAUACAUAUGAUCUAUUUUCUAUUAGUCAAUUUGCAGACCAUAUUCAAAUUAAGCACCUAAUGUGACCGUUGCACCUGCCACUUCAGUAGCAGUUUCAUCAAGUCCAGCUUAUGUUUGUGCCAAUGGAUAAUAUUGGAAUAGUUAAUACUGUUCUCCAUGCAAAUCAUUACCAACUUCUGGUAAACCUAAUGCUAGUGCAAAUGGUUAUUGUGUAUGUUCCACUUACUUAGACUGCACUUCUAUAGUUUGUAAUUCUGGAUAUGCUUUAGUUCAAAAGUAUAAAAUAAUAUUAAUUUAUUAGUACAUGUCAAGAAAUUCCAAAAGGAUGUUAAACAUAUAUAAUUAGUAAUGAUGGUACAACUUUAAUUUGUACUGCAUGUAUUGCUUCCUAUUCACUUGUAUCAAAUGUUUGUGUACCAAGUCAAAAUUGCCAAUAAUUCAGUACUACAACUGGUAAUUGUGUUUAAUGUGCUUCUGGUUUCUACUUGAAUUGGUAGUAUAACUCCUUUGUUUCAUAAGUUUCAACAGAUGCAAAUCCAUAUUUCAAUAAUUUCCCCUCUUAAUGUUCAGCUUGCACAAUAUCUAAUUGUAUUACAUGCACUGGUCCAACAGUCUGUACUACUUGUCAAAAUGGAUACUUCUGGUAAACAUCAUAAUAUCUUCAAUAACCAUCAAAUGGAUCAUAAGGAAGUUGUUAACCAUGUAUGUAAGGAUGUUAGACUUGCUCAAAUAAUCAAUCAUGCUAAACUUGUUUCUCUGGAUAUUAUAUGGUCUAUCCAUAUUCAGGAAUUAACUAUUGUUAACUUUGUUCAACUGUUCCUGCAAUAUCUAAUUGUUUGACUUGUGAUACUUCUUAAACUGCCCCACAUGCUUAAUCAUUAAUUCCAACAUGUAGAUCUUGUCCAUCUGGAUACUACUUAUAUAGUGGAAAAUGUGUUGUAUGUACUGGUGGAUGUUUAGCUUGUGAUGCUGAUAAUAGUUGCACAUAAUGUGUUUCUCAAGGAUAUGCAUAUGAUUAAACAAAUAAGAAAUGUGUUGCUUGUUCUACAAUUACAGGAUGUACUUCAUGUUCUUAUAAUGGAACUCAAUUAAAUUGUUCAGCUUGUUAAGAUUUAUAUUAUCGUAACACUACCAAUAAUAUUACAACAUGUUCAUUAUGCAGUGCAGUAGCUGGUAAGAACUAUUUAAGAUGUGUAUCAUCAACAAGUCCAACUUAAUGUUUAGAUAAUUUCUAUUUGAAUGGAUCCAGUUGUAUGCCUUAAAUUUCUAAUAAUAAAUGCUUAACCUAUGAUAAUAACUCAGGUUGUACAUCUUGUAUUACUGGAUACAUUAUAGUUGGUAAUACAUGUUAAUUAUGUACAUCAACCAAUGCUUAAUGUAUAAAAUGUUAAGUAAUUGCUAACACUGGAUCAAGUUAAUCUGCUUCUUUACAAUGUGCUGCCUGUUAAACUGGAUAUUAUUUAACAACAUCAUAUGGAUGUACAGCAUGUCCAAAUGUCAAAGGAUGUGAAGUUUGUAAUUCUGCUGGAUGUUAAACUUGUUCUUCUGGUUUUUAUCCUACUGCAGUUACUACAGAUACCAAUAAUUCAACUGGUACAUCAACAUCUAAUAAUACUGUCACUUGUAACAAUUGUGUUUCCAACUGUUAAAUUUGUUAAUAAGCUAAUGUAAUACAAUUAACUUAUUUUUAGUCUUGUACCAAAUGUGCUGAUGGUUACUUCCUUGUUACUACCACUUCCUCUGGAACUAAUUCAGUCACUACUAGUAGUUGCUUUGCUUGUCAACCAGAAUGUUAAACUUGUGUUGCACCAGGCACUACUUGCACAUCCUGUAUAGCUGGCUACGUGUUCUAGAAUGGAGGUUGUGUUACUUUAGCAUAAGCUAAUUGUUACUCUGUUGGAACAAAUGGUUGUGCUAUUUGUAAAUAUGGCUAUUAUUUAAAUAAUGGAGUUUGUUAUUAAUGUCUCAACCCAUAAGCAGAUGUAUUAAUUAUUAAUAUUAUCUUAGUUUCUAUGUACAAAUCCAGUAGACAACCUUUUCACAUCAGCAACACCAUAAUAAUAAUGAA
Molecule: messenger RNA, 4472 nt
Organism: Paramecium pentaurelia
Lineage: Eukaryota; Ciliophora; Oligohymenophorea; Peniculida; Parameciidae
Source: the annotation of a GenBank genome assembly